Molecule: messenger RNA, 1499 nt
Organism: Paramecium sonneborni
Lineage: Eukaryota; Ciliophora; Oligohymenophorea; Peniculida; Parameciidae
Source: the annotation of a GenBank genome assembly
UAUAUGAAUGAUUUAAAGCUAUCCAUGAGUAAUUAUAAUUGUAUUUCAGGUUUCUUAUUUAGGCUGUAAAGACUUCUUCUAAAAAUACCUAAUUAACUUAUUGGUAAUGUCUAUUUUUGAAAUUUAACGAGUUAAUUUACUAAAAUUAGGUUAUUAUCAUUAACACCUAAUUCUUAAUCAAUAGAAUAUAAGAAACAAAAAACAAGCACAAUUUUUUUAUUUAUUUAGAGGGGCUCACAUGUUUAGUAAAUUUAUAUAAAAUGGAUGAUAAAUUGGGAAUAUUUUGAGGCGAGAUUUAGAUUUUUAUCAUUUAUGAUUUGUUUUUUUUUCUUUAUAAUAGUGAAUGCACAUAAAUGGCCAUAUUUGCCAGUCAUUAGCUACUAUAAUGUAUUAGUAUUGACUAUAUAGAUUGCUUUUAUGUUGGAAGCAGAGAUUCACAACACUUAGUUGUAUUUUAUCAUCGAUACAGGUUCAAGUGUAACGAUGAUUGAAUCUCAUUAUAAUCAAUCUCAAACAUUUGAAAACCUAAACUAAACUUAUGAUUAGUAAUAUGACUUAGGUAAAUGCAAAGGUGUAUUUGGAAUGGAUCGACUAAUCCUAUCAAAAUAGUUGUACAUUCCUAAAUUUACUAUGGCAUAUGGAACGUGUUAGAAAAUGCCAGUAGUCUAAUUAAUAUUAUUAGUUCUUUGAUGAGUACAUAGGUUUGAUGGGUUUGUCCAACAGAUUUCAAGUGAAACAUGUUUUCGAAGAUGAAUAAUUUCAUAGUUCAAUCUUUGGACUAGAGUUUAGAAAAAACAAUGAGUCAAGACUCUAUUACAAUAUCACAAACAUUGAAGGGAAAGUCACUUGGCAUUAAUUAAAUGUAGAUCAUAGAUGGAUGAUUAAUAUGCUGGGUGUUUAUGUUGAUGAAGAUGACGUGACUGAUAUUUUUACAGGAAGUGCUUUUUUAGAUAGUGGAUAUAGUUGCUUAAUUCUAACUAAAAGUAAAUCAUUAUUCAAUAUAAUUAGAUUAAUUUGAAUACAUAUGGGAAAAGUAUUUCAAAUCUCUUUGUAAAAUAAUCGAUAAAUCCAUAUAUUGCGAUUGCAACUAUAAGGAUUUUCCAGAUUUCACAAUCUAUUUUGAAGGUGCCAAAAUCAGCAUCUAAUCUUCAAAUUACUUUCCUUAUUCAUAUAGUAAUAUAUUUUUAAUUCAUUUAAGAUGAACAACUUUGUAAAUUAUGUAUUAGUCAACAUAGCAGGGAUUAUUUAAUCCUUGGAUUGCCAUUUAUAAUGUCUACAACUGUGUUAUUCGAUAAAACUAAUCAAAAAAUUGGUUUAGUUGAGUAAGAAUAACUUUUAUCAUUAGUUCAUUUGACAUUAAUUAAAUAUCUCCAAUUUAUUUUCAUCUCCAACUAAUUUUGGCUGGGACUUUAACAAUAGUGAUAAUUUUUUAUGCAUCACAGAGGGAAAGAACUUUUGUUAAAAUUGAGAUUGAAUUAAGAAAUUUGAGAUAUUUGUGA